CAGCCCUGCCUUCUGCUGCUCCCAGCUCCAAGCCUGCAGGGAGGGGGGGCACAUCUCCCCAGCCACUGAACAGCCCCUCCAUGCCCAGCCCCAUGCCCUUGCCCAUGCCCAUGCCCACGCUCUCUUGCCAUCCUCCUGGACCCCUCUAGGCCUUGUCCAGUUGCUUGCAAAAUGGACGGCGGGGUCCAAACCCUGCAGAUUGGGGAGGCGGAUGCCAAUUGGGAGCUGAUCCGGGACAAGGUGGUGGAGGAGCGCUUCGGCCCCACGGUGGUCCCCGUGCCCUUCCUGGAAGACGCCGCCUCCUACGACCUGCUGACGGUGCUGAUCAAGAAGCCCCCCCUGGGCCAGGGUCUCCUCCGCCGCCAGCGCUGCCUGGUCCCCGUGGGGCCCCUGGAGAACCUGCUCCAGGAGGGCACCCCCGCCCGGGAGCUGACCCACUGCACGCGCGAGUACAACGCCCGGGUGCGGGGCGAGUCGCGCUACGAGGAGACGCGGCUGGUGGGGGGCGCCCUGCGCCAGGUGCGCCUCACCAUGUCGGGCGUCCACAAGAAGGUGGCCUUCCUGGUCCUGCGCCCCGGGACCGUGUCCCUGCGCCCGGACCUGCCCUGGCUGCGCUCGCAGAGCAGUGUCUACGUGGUCUACGAGGUCUUCUACUGCGCCAGCCUGACCAUGGCCGUCACGCAGGGCGCCGAGCGCAGCUUCUUCCACCGCGACCAGCCGCUGCCCGUGGCCUUCUCCUGCCUCAAGUUCGCCCUCGGCCCCAAGGGGGUGCUGGGCUCCCAGAAGCCCACGGGCCACAGCUUGCCUGCCAGGGCCGCCUGGGUCCGGAUGGCAGUGCUGGAGCCUCCCCCGACCCCAGCCCCCCACCCGCCCCUGGAGAGCCCCCUGCCCAAGGAGGAGGCCAAGGCUGCCCGCAAGCGCUGGAGACCCCUUAGCAGGCCCACCAGGACCCUGGCAGGGAAAUGGCCCUUCCGGCGCCACCGCCCCAAGUCCGGCUCGUCCACCACCAGCCUGGCUGAUGCUGAGAGGCAGUCCAUGUCGCUGCCCCUCCUGCAGAGCGCGACGGCCGAGAGCGACACCGAAGAGUGAGCUGAGAGACGCCGCCAAUAAAGGG
Messenger RNA from Lacerta agilis (Sand lizard), 1114 nucleotides. RefSeq names its product chromosome 4 C11orf42 homolog (gene C4H11orf42). Lineage: Eukaryota; Metazoa; Chordata; Lepidosauria; Squamata; Lacertidae. The record is from RefSeq and is a predicted model, not a curated record. Bases 172 to 1089 code for a protein of 305 amino acids. The transcript is spliced from 3 exons.